UGUCAAAAAUGAACUAAUCACUCUCUGGGACAACUCGUUGUUCCUGAGUCAUAUUAAAGAUUCGUUCAAAAUGAACGAAUCGUUCAUGAACGACACAUCACUACCACCUACAGGAGACACCGUGUCACUUUACAUUACACCCAGCCUCAGAGAAGUCAGCCUCAACCCUGUAGUGUAUGCCCUGCCAAUCUAGCACACAAAAGCAAUGUAAACACUUGGUAAUCAAUUUUAGUGACACAUUAACAUUACUAAACAUAACUACCGGGAAAUGAAGUUAAAGUCCAUCCCGUAUCUACUCAGAAGAUUACAAAUUUAUAACUGGUGAUGAUGAUUCUCAGUGUGAGUGUGCUGCUGCUGCUGCCACUGGUAUGUUCACAGCUCCAGGGCUGGAUAAACUCUCCUGAUCAUCCACUGGCAUAUCCUAACAACAGCAAAAUGAACUGGACUCAGUGUGCUUCUCCAGGCUUCACUGUAUCUCUCACCCUCAUUCACCUGGACCUGGAGAACAGUGCACAGUGUGAACAUGAUGCUCUCAUGAUAUUCACUGGCAAGGAACUGUUCAAGUCUCUGUGUUCCAACAUGUCCUUUAUGGAGAUGCAGUCUUCUAUCAAUCCUCAUAUUCACUCUGCUUCUGGAGGUUGUUUAUCCAUUUAUUUCUAUUCAGAUGACUCACUCCCAGAGGUUCAUACUGGAUUCAAUGCCUUUUACCAAAUCCAAGAUGUUGAUGAAUGUGCAACGCAGAGUAAUCCAUGCAGCCAUUUCUGCAACAACUUCAUCGGAGGAUUCCGUUGCAGCUGUCCACAUGGAUAUCUUCUUAAUCACAACAACCGCACCUGUGAUGCAAUUAAAUGUGGGCCCCCUGAACCCUUGCUGAAUGGACAUGUGAAAUUUGUUAAAGGUUCUAAUAAUGAAUACCUAUCAGUCAUUGAGUAUCACUGCAAUAAACCAUUUUACAUUUCCAUGGGAAAACAAAAUGGAAACUACACAUGUGGUGCUACCCAAAUAUGGAGGAAAACUGGCUAUAAUAUAUCAUGUCAUUAUGUAUGUGGUCACCACACAUUAAAGUCUCAGUAUGGCAGAAUAUUUGGAGGAAAGUCGGCUCCCUCUGGUUCCUUUCCUUGGCAGGUCUAUCUUCUUAAUAAGGAGAAUAGAGGAGGGGCAAUUAUCAUUGGAGAAAAAUGGUUAAUGACUGCAGGUCACAACUUGGUGAAUCAUGGUACUACAGUCCCCACAGAAAAGGAACACAUUAAGGUAUAUGCUGGUCAUAAUAAUGUAAACCAACUGGACAGGUUUAUUGCCCUUAGUAUUUCAUCAGUGCUUGUACAUCCAAACUACACUACAGAGUAUGACAAUGAUAUUGGUCUAAUUAAGCUCAAUUCAAAAAUUACAUUCAGUGAGAAUAUCAGGCCAAUUUGUCUACCACUGAAGCAUGAUGAAAUGAAAACCUACAGAGGGUGGGUGUCUGGUUAUGGCGUGACUGAUCAGCUAACAACUUCCAAUGAACUAAAAUAUGUUGAUAUUUCUACUGUGGACCAAAAGACAUGUAGAGAGUCUUUUGAAAAGAUAAGGAAAACUGACACAAACGUUCUCCAUGUUACAGACAACAUGUUUUGUGCUGGAGAUGUGAUGGGUGGAAAGGAUUCAUGCGCAGGUGAUAGUGGGUCAGCCUUUGUUGUACAAGAAGAAGGUGUACACAGGGCAAAAGGUAUCGUUAGCUGGGGUGUUGUACAAUGUGGCCAACGUGGCAUGUUUGGAGUGUAUACACAAGUAUCACGGUAUCUUGACUGGAUAAAUAAGAUAAUGAGUGAAAAAUAGUGGUAGUUUGUUUGGUCUACUGAUUAUAAGCAAUUAUGAUUGUUGUAGAUAUGGGAUUAUGAAUGGUACUGUUUCUUCUGGUCAUUUACAAUGUUAGAAUAUUAAAACAUUAGAUGUAAUAAUGAGGCAUUAUUGUUCAAUAAUACACUGUACUAUGACUUUAAAGGUUUAAUCUUUUAAAAGUUUUAAAUGUAUAAGAUUUAUUUUUCUAAAGUUCUAGCCAAGUUGACGUGAUUAUUUGUCCAGCUGCCAAAUGCUGUUUUAAAAAGUAUGAAUAAAAUGUAAGCAAAUCA
Messenger RNA from Ictalurus furcatus (blue catfish), 2108 nucleotides. RefSeq names its product mannan-binding lectin serine protease 2. The coding region runs from base 325 to 1815 and encodes 496 amino acids. The record is from RefSeq and is a predicted model, not a curated record. NCBI's taxonomy places the organism in Eukaryota, Metazoa, Chordata, Actinopteri, Siluriformes, Ictaluridae. Gene Ontology annotation, biological process: proteolysis. Gene Ontology annotation, molecular function: serine-type endopeptidase activity; calcium ion binding. The transcript has 9 exons.